Molecule: messenger RNA, 2577 nt
Organism: Clavispora lusitaniae ATCC 42720
Lineage: Eukaryota; Fungi; Ascomycota; Pichiomycetes; Serinales; Metschnikowiaceae
Product: DNA-directed RNA polymerase II subunit RPB2
Biological process (GO): DNA-templated transcription
Cellular component (GO): RNA polymerase II, core complex
Molecular function (GO): ribonucleoside binding; DNA binding
Source: RefSeq, a predicted model, not a curated record
AUGGUCAACAGAUUAUUGUUAUGUGCGUUGGAGAGAAAAGAACCAGAUGACAGAGAUCAUUUUGGUAAGAAAAGAUUAGACUUGGCCGGCCCAUUGUUGGCAAGUUUGUUCCGUCUCUUAUUUAAGAAGUUGACAAGAGAUAUUUAUAACUACAUGCAAAGAUGUGUUGAAAAUGACAAGGAAUUUAACCUUACGUUGGCUGUCAAGUCGCAGACUAUUACUGACGGCUUGCGUUACUCCUUGGCUACUGGUAACUGGGGUGAACAAAAGAAGGCCAUGAGUGCUCGUGCCGGUGUCUCUCAAGUUUUAAAUCGUUAUACCUAUUCCUCUACCUUGUCGCACUUGAGAAGAACUAACACUCCGAUCGGGCGUGAUGGUAAAAUUGCCAAACCUAGACAGUUACAUAACACUCAUUGGGGCCUUGUCUGUCCUGCUGAAACGCCCGAGGGUCAAGCGUGUGGUCUUGUGAAGAACUUGUCAUUGAUGUCCUGCAUUUCUGUUGGUACCGCCUCUGAACCGAUUUUAUACUUCUUGGAAGAAUGGGGAAUGGAACCUUUGGAAGAUUAUGUUCCAUCUAACUCUCCUGACUGUACAAGGGUGUUUGUUAAUGGUGUUUGGGUUGGUACUCAUAGAGAACCCGCACAACUAGUUGAUACCAUGAGAAGAUUGAGAAGAAAAGGAGAUAUUUCACCUGAAGUAUCGAUUAUCAGAGACAUCAGAGAAAGAGAAUUCAAAAUCUUUACUGACGCUGGUCGUGUUUAUCGUCCAUUAUUUAUCGUUGAUGAUGACCCAGAAUCCGAGACAAAGGGCGAUUUAGUGUUACAGAAAGAGCACAUUCACAAGUUGAUUAACUCUGAAUAUGAUGAAUAUGAUGAAGAAUCUCAGGCGAAUGCUUACACUUGGUCUUCUUUAGUUAAUGACGGUGUUGUGGAGUAUGUUGAUGCAGAGGAGGAAGAAACGAUUAUGAUUGCUAUGACCCCAGAUGAUUUGGAAGCCUCAAAAAGUUCUUUAUCUGAAACUCAACAGAAGAGCUUACAAUUGGAGGAGCAAGAGCUUGACCCUGCCAAGAGAAUCAAACCUACUUAUACUUCAUCAACUCACACUUUCACUCACUGUGAGAUUCACCCAUCGAUGAUUUUGGGUGUUGCUGCAUCUAUUAUUCCAUUCCCAGACCACAAUCAAUCUCCACGUAACACAUACCAGUCUGCUAUGGGUAAGCAAGCUAUGGGUGUCUUUUUGACGAACUACUCUGUCAGAAUGGACACGAUGGCCAACAUUUUGUACUACCCUCAAAAACCAUUGGCAACCACUAGAUCCAUGGAAUAUUUGAAAUUCCGUGAAUUACCAGCCGGUCAGAAUGCUAUUGUUGCUAUUGCAUGUUACUCCGGUUACAAUCAAGAAGAUUCCAUGAUUAUGAAUCAAUCUUCUAUUGACAGAGGUUUGUUCAGAUCUUUGUUCUUUAGAUCGUACAUGGACUUGGAAAAGAGGCAAGGUAUGAAGGCAUUAGAAACUUUCGAAAAGCCUUCCAGGUCUGACACAUUAAGGUUGAAACAUGGUACUUAUGAGAAGUUGGAUGACGAUGGCUUGAUUGCGCCCGGAGUCCGUGUGAGUGGAGAGGAUAUCAUCAUUGGUAAAACUACACCAAUUCCGCCUGACACUGAGGAAUUAGGUCAGAGAACUCAAUACCACACUAAGAGAGAUGCAUCUACUCCUUUGAGAAGUACAGAGUCGGGUAUUGUUGAUCAGGUCUUGUUGACCACUAAUGGUGAUGGUGCAAAAUUCGUUAAGGUGAGAAUGAGAACGACGAAAAUCCCCCAAAUUGGUGAUAAGUUUGCCUCCAGACACGGUCAGAAGGGUACUAUUGGUGUUACUUAUAGACACGAAGACAUGCCUUUCAGUGCCCAAGGUAUUGUCCCUGAUUUGAUCAUCAAUCCUCAUGCCAUUCCAUCUCGUAUGACAGUUGCACACUUAAUUGAGUGUUUAUUAUCUAAAGUCUCCUCCUUGUCGGGAUUGGAAGGUGAUGCAUCGCCAUUUACUGAUGUUACGGCUGAGGCUGUGUCGAAGUUGUUAAGAGAACACGGAUAUCAGUCUAGAGGGUUUGAGGUUAUGUACAAUGGUCACACGGGUAAGAAGUUGAUGGCCCAAGUGUUUUUCGGUCCAACUUACUACCAAAGAUUGAGACAUAUGGUGGAUGAUAAGAUUCAUGCCAGAGCUAGAGGUCCUGUUCAGGUGUUGACAAGACAACCUGUUGAAGGUAGAUCUAGAGAUGGUGGUUUACGUUUCGGUGAGAUGGAAAGAGAUUGUAUGAUUGCUCACGGUGCGGCCGGUUUCUUGAAGGAAAGAUUGAUGGAAGCAUCAGAUGCCUUUAGAGUUCAUGUUUGCGGAAUCUGUGGUUUGAUGUCUGUGAUUGCUAACUUGAAGAAGAACCAGUUCGAGUGUAGAUCGUGCAAGAACAAGACUAAUAUCUACCAGAUUCACAUUCCUUAUGCUGCCAAAUUGUUAUUCCAAGAAUUGAUGGCAAUGAACAUUUCGCCAAGAUUAUACACGGAAAGAUCAGGAAUUAGUGUCCGUGUCUGA